Penicillium angulare is the source of this 861-nucleotide messenger RNA. RefSeq lists its product as uncharacterized. The coding region runs from base 1 to 861 and encodes 286 amino acids. NCBI's taxonomy places the organism in Eukaryota, Fungi, Ascomycota, Eurotiomycetes, Eurotiales, Aspergillaceae. The record is from RefSeq and is a predicted model, not a curated record. The transcript has a single exon.
AUGGAGAAUGAAGACCCCUCAAGGUCAUUCUGGUUUAUAGUCACCGGCCAAUAUCUUGCAAUCAACUAUAACGGCAAUGACUUUGAGAUACGCAGGGCUCAUCACGGCAGUGGCUCUAUAUUUUAUCUCUCCGAUGACGAAGAACAAAUAAUCCAUCAGAACACUUAUAUUGGGACCCUUUCCACCCAUCCAAACUACGAGGAUGAUGUAUUCUACAUCUCAAAGGACACGCAGUACCUAACCAAGGAUGCAAAAUGGACAGACAACAUUGAAGAAGCCGUCGAAGUUCAAAUCGAACCCGUAGAAGACUACGGUGACGCCGAAGUACCUCUUCCCCCAGAAAUCUCCAAUCCAAUCAUCGACGAAAACAAUCCUAUCUCUGCGAAUGGAAUUGAUCUCUAUCUUCCUGAUAAAUGGUUCUCGUUAUACGCUAUCACCGGAGACUCACUUUGGCUAGGUGAUGCCUCGGAGUUUGAAGAUAAGCUGUGCUUUACGGGAAAUCCGUACAAUUUCGGGAUGCCUUUUCAGCUCUCGAAACAUGAAGGGAAAACGCGGAUUCUUUGUGGGAAUAACAAGUAUUUGACUGUUAUGAUGGAGGAUGAAGUUGCCGAGUACCUGGAUGAGGCGUGUAAGCGGCAUACGAGGUCUACGAGAUGCUCCAGGUGCAUGAUAUGCUGGUCUGUUGGAUUUAGCUCUGAGCCGGAUGAGUGCUUUUCUUUGGUGCCGAAGGGCUUGCCGAGUAUGUUUGCUUUGUAUGAUGGGCUUUGCUAUUAUCGGUUCAGUGUUCUUAAGGGUAGUUAUGCGGAGUUGGAGCGUGUUGAGAGCAUCGAUAGCGCUACUCAGUUUCAGUUUGUUGGGUAA